CAAGAAUAUUUUGCAGUAGAUAACACUCAUAACAAACACUGACGAGAGAUUUCCAAUCAUGCAAAAUUUACUACUGAAGGCAUUAAUUUGCCUUCUACUCCUUUUGUCUAAUGACAGUGCAAGUAAUGAAUCUAACCUUAAAGUGCUGGAAACGAUGGCAGUCAUCGCAACUCACCGAUACAGAGGAACUCAAAACUCAUUGAACGAUAAUGAAAUUACGGAAGCGUACUGGAAGGCUCGCACUGAUUUUGACAUCGCCAUAGACGAAUUAAAAGACAGAAUAAAACUAUUGGAAAUGACGAGGUUUGAAUUUUUAAAGUACCAAACCUUAGAAGAUGGAAUAAAAUGGCUUCUGGCUGAAAUGAAAGAAGAUGCCAAUCAGUUCUAAUGAACUGCAGGAGAGUGAAUUCGAUUCCAAGGGAAUUCAAACAGGAUUGGUGAAGGGAA
This is a messenger RNA of Trichobilharzia szidati, 447 nucleotides long. Lineage: Eukaryota; Metazoa; Platyhelminthes; Trematoda; Strigeidida; Schistosomatidae. The record is from the annotation of a GenBank genome assembly.